AUGCAGAUCAUGUUACUGGAGGAGGACAUGAAGGGCCUGGAGGAGGACUUGAAGGGCUUACGGGCCAGGGUGGCGGCGCUGCAGGACGUGGACGACGUCCUUACUCCCGAGUCGUGGCACUGGGCGGAGGGCGUGGAGGCCGUAGCCCAGCGGGCGGCGGAGGUGAUGGAAGAAGAAGAGGAGGCCAUGCAGCGGGCUCUGUCGUCGCCGCUGUCGCUCAGGCUCAGGCCACGCGACCAGGCGCUCGUGGCGGAGCUGCGGGCGCUGGCCGCGCGCGUGGGCGCGCUGCGCGCGGACGCGGAGGAGACGGACGACUACAGCUACAUCCUGAAGACGCACGAGGAGAUGGCCGUGGCCGCACGGAUGGAGGACGUGGCCGUGCACAUGGAGGAGUGGAUGGCCAGCCUGGCCGCCAGGCUCACCUGCGGCGCGGCGGAGUUCGCGGCCACGCCUGGGGAGGAGGCGUUCGUGGCCGCCAAAGCCGACGAUGCCCGAUCAGCGCUCGCGUGGUACCGCGCCGGCGCCGGCUCGCUGCCUCAUGCCGGAGGUGGAGCAAGCCAGGCUGCCCGCGCAAGCUAUUGA
This is a messenger RNA of Miscanthus lutarioriparius, 582 nucleotides long. Lineage: Eukaryota; Viridiplantae; Streptophyta; Magnoliopsida; Poales; Poaceae. The record is from the annotation of a GenBank genome assembly.